CGAAGGAAAUGACGUUAAAAAGAGUAUCCGAGUCUAUCCAUAAGAAUCCGGAACUUUCCUAGAGAGGGAGACUUUCCCGAGAGCUUCUGGGGAGAUUCGGGGGAGGUGAAAGUAGGGGGCGGGGGAGACCAACCUCUUCUCAAAGGGCGUUCCGGAGAUAGCCGAGAGUUUCCGUUCACAUCCGAAGCAGUCACCGGAAGUUGUCGAACUCCCAGAGAAGGCGCUGUUGAGGCCUACUGCGUGAGGAGGUCCUGGGCUAGCAGGCGCCACCACAUUACAACCGUAGCUAGGCCGGACCAGGGGACGUCCUCCUCCCUUCUCCGCAGCUAUGUCGGACUUCGACGAGUUCGAGCGGCAACUAAAUGAAAACAAACAGGAACGUGAUAAAGAGAAUCGUCAUCGUAAACGCAGCCACAGUCGUUCACGGAGUCGUGACAGGAAACGUCGCAGUCGUAGCCGUGACAGGCGCAACAGAGAUCAGCGCAGUGUUUCACGAGAUCGCAGGAGGCGCAGAUCUCCUCUAAGCCUGUCAGGUCCUCUAAGCCGUUCUCCUCGGCAUGAGAAGAAGAAGAAAAUCCGCAAGUAUUGGGAUGUCCCUCCUCCAGGUUUUGAGCACAUUACACCCAUGCAGUAUAAAGCUAUGCAGGCUGCAGGACAAAUUCCAGCUACAGCCCUACUACCAACCAUGACUCCAGAUGGGCUGGCAGUAACACCUACACCUGUGCCUGUAGUCGGCAGCCAAAUGACGCGACAAGCUCGACGUCUCUAUGUUGGCAAUAUCCCUUUUGGAAUCACUGAGGUAUUUGUUAGCUUGCUCUGUUAUCUCUGCUCAGCAUUGAAACUUUUGGCUGCUGCAACAAGUUUCCGUUCUGUGGAUGAAACUACACAGGCCAUGGCUUUUGAUGGGAUUAUUUUCCAGGGACAGUCACUGAAGAUCAGACGGCCCCAUGAUUAUCAACCACUUCCUGGCAUGUCUGAAAACCCAUCAGUUUAUGUGCCAGGUGUCGUUUCCACAGUGGUCCCAGAUUCUGCUCAUAAACUGUUCAUUGGGGGUCUGCCAAACUAUCUUAAUGAUGAUCAGGUCAAGGAAUUGCUCACUUCCUUUGGACCUCUAAAGGCUUUUAAUCUGGUGAAGGACAGUGCCACUGGCCUGUCCAAAGGUUAUGCCUUCUGUGAAUAUGUGGACAUCAAUGUCACGGACCAGGCCAUCGCGGGGUUGAAUGGCAUGCAGUUGGGUGACAAGAAGCUUUUGGUGCAGAGAGCCAGUGUGGGAGCCAAGAAUGCUACCCUGAGUACAAUAAACCAGACCCCAGUGACCCUGCAAGUACCGGGUCUAAUGAGUUCACAAGUACAGAUGGGCGGUCAUCCAACUGAGGUGCUGUGCCUCAUGAAUAUGGUAUUACCUGAGGAGCUCCUGGAUGAUGAGGAAUAUGAAGAGAUAGUUGAAGAUGUCCGUGAUGAGUGUAGCAAAUACGGUGUUGUCAAAUCCAUUGAAAUCCCCCGGCCUGUUGAUGGAGUUGAGGUGCCUGGCUGUGGAAAGAUAUUUGUGGAGUUCACAUCUGUCUUCGACUGUCAGAAGGCCAUGCAAGGCCUCACUGGACGCAAGUUUGCAAACCGGGUCGUUGUGACCAAGUACUGCGAUCCUGACUCCUAUCAUCGCCGAGACUUCUGGUAGCCCAGCCCUUGGAACAGCCUUGAGGAGAUUUUGUGGAGGCAGGAGCAACUUGCUGGCCAGAGAGGCUCCUAUAGCAGCGUCGCCUGUUUAUACUUUAUGGCCAAAAUCUGUAUUUCCCCUUCCCCUUUCCAUUUAUCCUCCCAGUUCCUUCCUUUUCUAAACCUACCAUCAGCCCCCCCC
Protobothrops mucrosquamatus (brown spotted pit viper) is the source of this 1855-nucleotide messenger RNA. Its product is annotated as splicing factor U2AF 65 kDa subunit. Gene Ontology annotation, cellular component: commitment complex; nuclear speck; U2AF complex. Gene Ontology annotation, biological process: mRNA processing. The coding region runs from base 329 to 1675 and encodes 448 amino acids. The record is from RefSeq and is a predicted model, not a curated record. The transcript is spliced from 11 exons. Gene Ontology annotation, molecular function: pre-mRNA 3'-splice site binding; poly-pyrimidine tract binding. NCBI's taxonomy places the organism in Eukaryota, Metazoa, Chordata, Lepidosauria, Squamata, Viperidae.